UGCAGGUCUGGCAAACAUUUACAGAAAAAAAACAACAAAGAACCGACACACAAAUAUUAAAACAAAAAUCCCCGAGUCCAAUCCCUAACGACAACUGCCAAAGAAUCAGCAGGCUUUUUCCUUAAAAUCCUUUAAACAAAAACCAUGGGAGAUAACAAAAUUUGCGACAUAAGCAACGAAGUUCUGGAAGAGUUGAAGAAGUUUCGCUUCAGCAAGAGCAAAAACAAUGCUGCUUUGAUAUUGAAAGUAGAUCGGGAGAAGCAAUCUGUCGUUCUGGAUGAGUUUAUUGAUGACAUAUCCGUAGACGAGUUGCAGGACACUUUGCCAGGACAUCAGCCUCGCUAUGUGAUUUACACUUACAAAAUGGUACAUGAUGAUCAACGUGUGUCCUAUCCCAUGUGUUUUAUUUUUUACACACCUAGGGAUAGUCAGAUUGAACUGCAGAUGAUGUACGCCUGUACUAAGAGUGCCCUGCAGCGUGAAGUGGAUCUCACUCGAGUUUACGAAAUACGCGAACUGGAAGAACUAACCGAUGACUGGCUGCGGGCCAAGCUAAAGUAAAGUAAUGAUGGGAUCAAUCAUUCCGGGCCGAUUAUAAAAGCAAUAUUUACAAGAAUUCUUGGAUUGAUUUUGGAGCUUUUUAUAGACAUAUUCAAACUGGAUCAAGCCGAUACCAACGAUGCAUACCAAUACCAAACAAACCAAUAUUGAGAUACGACAAUUUUUACACUCACAAAACACAAAUCAAACUAAGUUAAUACCAUAUAAUGACAAUUUUUAUAUAGACGAGGUACGUGGUAAGAGUGCCGAAGAGUUUUAGUGAUUUUAGUUUUGCAUUUAAGUAAUGAUCUUUAUAGAAGCUGUGCUUGCCAAAUUUCUACACGUAUUUAUUGUAAAGAUAUAAAGCAAACAUGACAAAAAUAUUCCAUUUUAAAUAGACAAACUAAAUAAAAAGUGUUCAAUAUUAUACUA
Messenger RNA from Drosophila bipectinata, 972 nucleotides. It is a transcript of the gene GMF, whose product is annotated as Glia maturation factor. Gene Ontology annotation, biological process: actin filament debranching; negative regulation of Arp2/3 complex-mediated actin nucleation. Gene Ontology annotation, molecular function: Arp2/3 complex binding; actin binding. NCBI's taxonomy places the organism in Eukaryota, Metazoa, Arthropoda, Insecta, Diptera, Drosophilidae. Gene Ontology annotation, cellular component: actin cortical patch. The record is from RefSeq and is a predicted model, not a curated record.